Molecule: messenger RNA, 1863 nt
Organism: Pedinophyceae sp. YPF-701
Lineage: Eukaryota; Viridiplantae; Chlorophyta; Pedinophyceae
Source: the annotation of a GenBank genome assembly
AUGACGGGCCCUUCUGCGACCCUCCAGCUGAUCCACGCUAACGGGUUCGAGAACAACCUCCGGCGUGGGAUAGCCUGCCACCCGACGGACCCGCGGAAAUGCCUGUGCGCGCUGCGGCACACGCUGGUGGAGUUUACCGAGGGCAGCAGCCCCCCCGCGCGCUUCUUCCGCGGCCAUGACGACCUCAUCACGGCCCUCGCGAUGUCUCCGGACGGCGUGACGGCAGCCAGCGGGUCGAUGGGCACCAACAGCGACGUGCUUGUCUGGGACCUGCCCUCCGGCGCCAUCAAGUUCCGGCUGUCGGAGCACGACAAGCUGGUGACGUCGCUGGCGUUCUCGCACGACGGCCGGCUGCUCGUGUCCGCGGGCGAGGACGGCCGCAUCAUCGUCUGGGACGUGUCGAACGGGCGCAUCGUGGGCACUGCCAACCCCCACAUCCGCCCCACGAACAACCUCGUGCUGUCCUUCAGCCCGUGCAACCACGGCGCGAGCGGCAGGGAGUACCGCAUCUGCGGCGUCGCGAAGAACGUCUUCUACAUGUACUACCUCGACCCCUACACAGGCCGCGUGGAUUUGCAGAAGGUGAAUCUCAAGUACAUCAACCGCGACUUCAAGGACUGCUGCUUCACCGCGGACGGGGCGUACGCGUUCGCGGCGUCCAACUCCGGCGACGUGGUCGUCGUCAACGCGGACAACGCCGAGCUCCUCGGCUCGGUCCCGCAGUGCUCGGGCGGCGCGUCGUGCGUCGACCUGCACCCCGCGACGGGCGAGAUCCUCGUGGGCGGCGGGGACGGCACGAUCACGCAGUACGUCGUCAACCAGCCGCAGCCGCUGGUCAAGUACAGCAUCAACGCGCCGAUCGUGGCCAUGUCGUUCGCCGCGGACAAGCGGUCGCUGCUGUGCGCGCUGGCCAACGGUACGAUGGCGUCGGUGGACACGCAGACGUGGACGCACCGCGUCGUGAUGAACGCGCACUGCGGGCCCGUGACGGGCGUGAGCUGCUGCCACCUCGACGGCGCGGAGGAGGAGGUGGCGACGGGCGGCGCGGACGGGUGCCUGCACGUGUGGUCGGUGUCGUCGGGGCGGCUGCUGCGGAGCGCGGAGACGCCGGCGUCCGCGGGGGCGUGUCUGUGCGUGCAGCUCAUUGGCCGCGACCUCGUGAGCGGGUGGAUGGACGGGUCGCUGCGCUGCUUCGACACGGGCGUGCUGGGCAAGUCAGGCAUGGUGCAGAAGUGGUCGGUGGCGAACGCGUCCUCGACGGGCCUCUCGACGCUCUCGGUGCCGGCGUCGCGGCAGUUCGUGGCGACGGGCGGGCAGGGCGGGGAGGUGCGCGUGUGGGACUGGGCGACGCGGGAGAUGGUGGCACACAUGAAGCAGCACAGCGACGUGGUCACGGCGAUUGUGUGCAUGUCGGACAACGUGCACGUGGUGUCCGCGAGCAAGGACCGCUCGGUGAUGACGUGGAACGCGCUCGACGAGAAGCGCGUGUCGUACAACACCUCCCCAUCGGGGGGGAUCUUUUCCAUCGUCAAGCUGUCAGACACCGAGCUGCUCGCGGUGGGCGCGGACCGCCGGAUCACGCACUGGGACGUGCGGCGGCCGCAGCCGCUCGACAUCACGGAGGACGCCGCCAAGGACAACAUCACAUCCGCGGCCCUCAACCCAUCCGCGACGAUGCUCGCAACAGGGAGCGCGGACGGCGAAGUGCGGCUGUGGGCCGUGGAGCCGCGGGCGCGGAAGCUGCUCGCGAGCGCGCAGGUGCACGCGGGCUACGUGACGGGCGUCACGUUCAGCAGCGACGGGCGGUCCCUCAUCUCUGUCGGUGUCGACGGAAUGUGCGCGUUCUGGGCCGUGAACCCUUAG